Messenger RNA from Trichoderma reesei QM6a, 1020 nucleotides. RefSeq lists its product as uncharacterized. The record is from RefSeq and is a predicted model, not a curated record. The transcript has a single exon. NCBI's taxonomy places the organism in Eukaryota, Fungi, Ascomycota, Sordariomycetes, Hypocreales, Hypocreaceae. Bases 1 to 1020 code for a protein of 339 amino acids.
AUGCCAUCGCCGACGAGACCUUCUUCGCCUCCAUCUUCACCCUCCUCGCCCGCUCUCCCGCCCGAGCUGCUGCUCCUCGUCGUCGACGCCGUCCUGCCGCCGAAUCCGCUACAGCUGCUGCCGGCCUCGCACCCGGCGACCAAGACGCUGCUGUCGCUGACGAGGGUAUCGCGGGCGACAUACGCGCGGGCAACGCGGCUGCUGCGGGAGCGGUGCGCGUUCGUCGACUCGGCCAGGCGGCUGGCGGACGUGCUGCUGUGCGUGCCGCGGCUGGUGCCGGGCCUGCCGGCGGUGCUGUCGCUGCGGCACAUGACGGCGCUGUACCUGUCGCCGUUUGGGCCGUCGCUGGCGGCCGACGACCUGCCGACGGCAACGCGGGUGCGGGAGCUGCUGUGCGAGGUGUGCGAGACGCUGCGGCGGCUGGUGGUGCAGAUGCCGUUUGGGAGCCUGGACCCGCUGGACGACGGGCACCUGGGCGUGCGGCGGACGCUGCGGGAAGGCUUCGAGCAGCUGCACCGGCUGGAGGAGUUUGUGUGCCUGGGCAGCUAUCCCGCGCUGAGCGUGCCGCCCGAGGGCAACACGGACGUGUGGCGGCUGUGGCCGGAGCUGCGGCGGCUGGUGCUGUUUGGGGUGCCGAUGGACAGUCACUGGCUGUGGUGGGACAUCGCGACGUUGCCGCGGCUGGAGCACGUUGUGCUUGCGCGGCCGGUGGGGUUGGACGCGGUGAAUAUCAAGGAUGAGUAUUUCCACAAGUUGCCGAGGGACGAUGCGCGGCUGGGAAGGGACAUCAAGGUCGUGCUGAUGGAUUUGGUGUACGACUUGGGGGUGGUGAGGACGGAGCGGUGGCGGGAGAUUGAUCCCGAGGAGAGGAUGACGGUGGAGGUGUUUGAGGUGCCGCUGCCGUUUUACGGGGAUGAGACGCCGCUGCAGCUUGUGACGGAGUGGGCGAGGAGGGGAGCGUUGGAUGGGAGUGUUUGGCGGUUGGGUGGGACGAGGGUUAGGGGGGAGGAGGCAGGAUGA